CACACUGCCAGUCCCUGUUCUGGACGGCUCCAACGUUUGCUGAUAGUCAGCUGGUGGCCAAGUAAGUGUUGUUGAACGUCGCCGGAGGUAAGACUUGGACGAUGGAGACGAUGGCUGGCCGAAGGGGUGACGAAUUGCCGAGUUCAAGUUCCGUCCUCUCGUUGGUCGUGGGGGAGGAACGACGAGACAGCGCGUCGGCGAACAUUCCCACGCAAGCCCCACCUUUCCAACAGCCCGACACCCGAGCAUCGCUGAGCCGGGCGUUGACAACAUACGCCACAAGGGACGUUCGAGUGUUCGCCGUAGCCAUAUGAUACCAUGGAGUCCUCUGAUAGCGUAGGAAGGAGCAAUGCGCAAGCGGGCGCUGUGCCGGGUGGGAAUAGCGGUCAUAUCAGAAAAUUAGAUGAGAAAGUAGUCAACAGGAUUGCGGCCGGGGAGAUCAUCCACCGGCCAGCGAAUGCGUUGAAGGAGAUGAUAGAGAAUAGUUUGGACGCUGGUGCGACGAUGAUUCAGAUCACGGCUAAGGAAGGGGGUUUGAAAUUACUCCAGAUCCAAGACAACGGCCACGGCAUCCACAAGGAAGACCUCCCCCUUGUCUGCGAGCGUUUCGCCACCUCCAAACUCGCCAAAUACGAAGACCUCUCCCACAUCGCCACCUACGGCUUCCGCGGCGAGGCCCUGGCUAGCAUCUCCCACAUCGCGCACGUCUGCAUCACCACCAAGCGCGACGAGUCCCCCUGCGCGUGGAAGGCCUACUACGCCGACGGGAAGCUUGUACCCGCGAAACCGGGAAUGAGCGCGGACCCGAAACCGUGUGCGGGGAACAAGGGAACGCAGAUUGUGGCGGAGGAUUUGUUUUAUAAUAUGCCGACGCGCAGGAAGGCGUUGAAGAGUGCGAGUGAGGAGUAUAAUCGGAUAUUGGAUGUGAUUCAGCGGUAUGCGAUACAUAAUAGUGGGAUUAGCUUUACUUGCAAGAAGCAAGGAGCAAGCACAGCGGAUGUACAUACCCCGACGGCCGCUACCACCCUCGACAACAUUCGCUACGUGUACGGAGCGACAAUCGCGAAAGAGCUGCUGGAGCUGAAGCACGCGAAUGAUCACUACGCGUUUGACGCAAACGGGUAUAUCUCCAAUGCCAACUUCAACACCAAGAAGAUGGUCUUUCUGUUGUUCAUCAACCACCGCUCCGUCGACUCCCCCACCCUCAAACGCGCCCUCGAAGCCCUCUACACCGAAUACCUCCCCCGCGGGACACACCCCUUCGUCUACCUCAGCAUGACGAUCGCGCCGCAAAACGUGGAUGUGAACGUGCACCCUACGAAACGCGAGGUGCAUUUUUUGCAUGAGGAUAAGAUUGUGGAGAGUAUUUGUGCGGCCGUGCAGGAGCGGUUGGUGGGGGCUAAUCAGAGUAGGACUUUUUUUACGCAGACGUUUUUGACGGGGCAGGGCGCUGUGCCGUCGGAUACGAUCGCGGGGCCUCCAAAGCUUGGCAAAACCCCCGAGCACAAACUGGUCCGAACCGACAGCCGCAGCCGCACCCUCGACUCGUUCAUCACAACCCUCACGGCUUCCUCACCUUCCGUGUCGGCAACCUCUGCUAUUGGGUCGCUUGACAGCGUUGAUGAGGGCGAUGAGGACGAUGAUGAGGACGCUGAACAGGCGGGACGGAAACGGCCACGACUGCAAGAAAGCGGGAGAUUCAAUACGACACGUACGCUGACACCAACGCGCGGAUCAACGGCCUACCCGGACAUCACCGCCCUCAACACCGACGACGCAACACAACCCGUAGACGAAGACCAAGAUGAUGUGCAGAUGGACGUCGCCUACGGCCCCAUCUCCCCACCACCACCACCCGCACGAACACGGGAGCGAACGACCACGCGGGAUUGCGGGGCAUCGAAACAGAUGAGAAGAGCGCCUGUGGAGGUGAAGUUGACGAGUGUGUUGAAGUUGAGGCAGGAGUUUCAUCGGGCGGGGCAUAAGGGGCUUACGGAGGUGUUUAGCGAGCAUACGUUUGUGGGGUUUGUGGAUGAUAUGUUGGCGCUUAUUCAGUUCCAGACGAAGCUGUUUUUGGUGGAUUUUGGUGUUUUGAGUCGAGAACUAUUCUAUCAACUGGUCCUCACGGGAUUCUCGAACUUUGGACACAUGCGGCUUUCUGAGCCGGUGCGAAUCGCUGAUCUCGUUGCGGUGGCUGUAGCUGGCGAGGAUACGUCGGCGCUCGGUGACGACCUCAUGUCUCCCGACGAGAUCGCUGAGAGCUGCACACGCCUCCUCAUCUCCCACCGCGAAAUGCUCGCGGAAUACUUCUCCUUCUCCAUCACGGCCACCGGCACGCUCCUUACCCUCCCGGUCCUGCUCCGCGGGUACACGCCGCCGUUCCACAAACUCCCCGUCUUCCUAUUACGUCUCGCGAGCGAAGUCGUGUGGGAUUCCGAGAGGGAGUGCUUUGAGACGUUUGCGAGGGAGUUGGCGGGGUUCUAUGCUGUCGAGCCGCCUGUUGAGUUGGACGGGGGUGGGGUUGGGGAUGCAGGGCCUCCGAGGGGCACGCCGAGGGGGAUGAUGGAUGCGGUGAGGGCGGAGUAUAGGAGGAGUGUGGAGCAUGUGGUCUUCCCAGCGUUGAAGGCGCAUUUUGUGGCGGGGAGGAGGAUGGUGGAGGAUGGGAGUGUGGUGCAGUUGGCGAAUUUGCCGGAUCUGUAUAGGGUCUUUGAAAGGUGUUAGGGAGGGGAACGAACGAAAGCCUCGCGUGUGUGUGUCUUCUGCACGUGUCAGUUGGGCCUUCACGGGACCGCGCGUUUUUGCUUGUCUCUCUCGAGUCUCUCGCCCAGGACUCCCCCUUCGGCCGGCAAAGAGCAGGCGGAGUGCACCCUCAACCCAACUGCUCCACUUACGCAUACGAGGCCCCAGCA
This is a messenger RNA of Fimicolochytrium jonesii, 2909 nucleotides long. Its product is annotated as DNA mismatch repair protein Mlh1. The transcript is spliced from 11 exons. The coding region runs from base 319 to 2721 and encodes 800 amino acids. Gene Ontology annotation, molecular function: ATP hydrolysis activity; mismatched DNA binding; ATP binding. Gene Ontology annotation, biological process: mismatch repair. The record is from RefSeq and is a predicted model, not a curated record. NCBI's taxonomy places the organism in Eukaryota, Fungi, Chytridiomycota, Chytridiomycetes, Spizellomycetales, Powellomycetaceae. Gene Ontology annotation, cellular component: MutLalpha complex.